AUGCCCUCGAGGAACGCGCCGAAGACAACAUAUGAGCCUGUAUCACGACCGAAACGACAGCAGAAGUUCCCAACCAGAAGAAGGUCUGCUAGAGAGCGACCAGUCGUACCUGCACUACCGAAGAAGCAAUCGACUUUGACACAGCUCGACUUCGUCAGCACGCCCAGUGGAAGCAGCGACACUAUCUCCAUCUCGAGUGAUGAUGAGUUCGAGGAGCCAAGACCGAGGAAGAAGCAGCGCAAAUCGAAGUUGAGCAGCAGACAGCACGGCGUCGACGACAGUGAUAUUCAGGUUUGGGAGGACGACGACGAAGAAGGACAGCGAGUAGAGGAAAUGCCCGAUCAACAGAUGUACGGGCAGCAACGCGAGGCACAGAACGACAGAUUCGACACAGAGAAUAUGCCCGAGAUUCCAGAGACGUCAGAGCAAGACAUUCCUUCUUCACCUCGAGUAGACAGUGGGAUUGAUUCGGCGCGGCCCAACAAGAAAGUCAGUCUUCAAACGCCAACGAAACCACUCAAGAAAGAAAUUCCAUCUUCGCAGACGCCCCCAAGCACGAGAUUCUCGAUUCGAGACUCGAAGCGUAAAGCGAAUAUGCAGAAGUCGCCUCUGAAGGAGCGUAGCACCAACGUACAGUCAGCUGCGCCUGACGACUCCGCACCGGAAAGCCAGAACUCGAGUCGGAAGGACGAAGUUCGAACACAGACCCAAAAGGUGCUCCUAAAUGAUACAACGCCGCGUGCUGCUACGCCAGAUCUACAUGCAGUUCUACCUACUGAUGUGCCACAUCACUCACCGAGCCAGAGGCCGCCACCGCGAAAGCUUCGUCGCACCGCCACAGUGCAGGAUUCACAACCCGAAGACCUCGAUCUGUCGAACACAGUAGUGGUGGAAAGUCCCGUGAAGUCGCCUGUCGCAAGACCAAAAGCGAAGUCACCUCCGACCUUGAAGAGGGUCUCGACCGUUCAGGACACACAGUGCGACUCCGCAGAGUUGCUUUCGGAUGAUGUCGGCAAGGAUAGCCACCAGUAUGACGCCUACAACGACGCUCAAGCCUACACUGGCUACACACAAGCCACGUUCGAUCCUGUCAAUGCAGCUCUCGAUCGAGACGCUGCAAGAUUUGGCUGGACUCAGACGCAGCGCCCAGCACCGCCGGCUAUCCAUGAGCCGCAUGCGGACAGCAAGACGGACGACGACGAGGACCUAGACCGUGGCUGUCGGUUAGGCAACGCUCGAGUUAAUUCGAAUGCGCCUAUGCAGUUACCUGUUGUGCAGGAGGAAAGCUCCGCCGAGUCAGGGCAACUUCAGGACGAGCUGCUUCAAGCUUGCUCAGGUGGUGUGGAAGUAGAAUCGUGGGCUCAAUUGAACAGCAACGACGGUAGUGAUGAGCCUGGAGAUGUCACUCUCGUUCUUGAUGAACAGGUGCCUUCACCGCCUCCUGUGCCAGCACCACACGUGACGGCCGAACUACCAGAUGAUGCAGUUGAGAGGAUACCCUCUUCGCCGCCUGCGAUACAUCAGUCACAAAUUAGCACCGUCGUGCCCACGCAGGCCUCGCUGCUGCAGCUGCCUCUAAUCGACGAGAACGAUGACAAUGAGGCCGAGUCUGCGGACCAGCUGCCACAUACAAUGCUCUCGGAAGCACCUACAAUAGCACUUCGAGAAUCGUCUCCGCAAUUGCCAGAUGCUGGGUUUGAGCAGAUGACUUCGGAAUCUUCUCUACCUCUCCCGCCGUGGAGCUCACCGCUGCGAGCCGAGAGGCCGCUUUCUGGAGCGUAUCGCGAGUCGCAAUUUAUGGAUUGGAGUCUGCCUCCGCCGCCACCGAUGAGCUCGAGCAGAACCGAAACUCCGGCUUCGUCAUCGAGGAGAUGA
Saxophila tyrrhenica is the source of this 1875-nucleotide messenger RNA. RefSeq lists its product as uncharacterized. The transcript is spliced from 2 exons. Bases 1 to 1875 code for a protein of 624 amino acids. Lineage: Eukaryota; Fungi; Ascomycota; Dothideomycetes; Mycosphaerellales; Extremaceae. The record is from RefSeq and is a predicted model, not a curated record.